This is a messenger RNA of Saprolegnia parasitica CBS 223.65, 444 nucleotides long. RefSeq lists its product as hypothetical. Lineage: Eukaryota; Oomycota; Saprolegniomycetes; Saprolegniales; Saprolegniaceae. The record is from RefSeq and is a predicted model, not a curated record. The transcript has 2 exons. The coding region runs from base 1 to 444 and encodes 147 amino acids.
AUGCCAACUUCUGUCAGUAACCUCGUGGACCAGAACGGCCUCGUGGUCGGUCACUGGAAGGUUGGCAUCUGUGACUGCUGCACGGACGUCGUUCCGAACGCCUGCAUGUCGUGCAUCUGCCCCUGGGUCUCGCUCGCACAAAUCGUCCACCGCAUCGGUCUCUACUCGUACUUCAGUGCGCUCGUCGUCAUUGGCGUCGUCUACCUCGCGCCAGCCAUCGGCUCGCUUGCCUAUGUGGCCACCGGGCUUAUUAUCUGGGUCAUCCGCAACAACGUCCGCCGGGUGUUCCAGAUCCGCGGCAACGCGUGCGAAGAUUGCUUGUAUGCGUGUUGCUGCAGCUGCUGCACCAUCGCGCAGAUGGCCACGCACACGGACGCGUACAUCAAGGGAGCCUUCUGCAGCUUCAGCCCCAAAAACACGCUCCCGGGCUACGUCCAACGGUGA